Molecule: messenger RNA, 2817 nt
Organism: Saimiri boliviensis boliviensis (Bolivian squirrel monkey)
Lineage: Eukaryota; Metazoa; Chordata; Mammalia; Primates; Cebidae
Gene: FASTKD5
Product: FAST kinase domains 5
Biological process (GO): regulation of mitochondrial mRNA stability; mitochondrial RNA processing
Cellular component (GO): ribonucleoprotein granule; mitochondrial matrix
Molecular function (GO): RNA binding
Source: RefSeq, a predicted model, not a curated record
GUUGGCCGGAAGUGAGGCUGUGAAGCACGGGUUGCUGCAGGAGCGUUCGUGUCGCCGCAACUCGCGGGGUCCCGGGUUUGUUGUUGCGGCGCCCACCUUCAAGAGGAUCAGUAUCUGGCACCAAUUCUGACCCAGUCAUUUGUGAUCCCUGGCUCUUGUGAAAUGCCGAAGAUUUCCAGGCAGUUUUUGUGGAACACCUCCACAUCCAGCUCUAAAUCAAGCACCAUGUAAACAAGAAAUUGCCUGGUCAAACCUGUGAGGACUGUAUUCUGACUGCCAAAAAGAUAACUUCUGACACCAGAAUGGCAGCUACUCCCAAGUUGUUAAAACUUUUAGGACACCGAGCAUUUCGCAGUCCAUUUGCCUCCUGUGCAGCCCGAAGUGUGGCAUAUUGGAAUGUGAGCAGCACACAGCAUGGGGGCUGGCACCCUCCAGAGCACACAAGCCUCUGCCAUUCCUUCUCUUCGUGGAAUGUCCUCACAACCAGUAGUGCCCACCGAGGUUUGGAAUUCAGCAAGGCUUCUUCCUCUGAGGCCAGCACAUUGCAGCUGGGCUCACUCAGGACCACGAGAGUUGUUGAAGAGGAUGUAGAAGCUUUUGAUUCCUUCGAAGACACCCGAGUUUUUCUUGAGCUAAGACCAGAAUACCGUCUUCACAGCUAUAAAUCCGAGACUUGUCAGCCCCUGUCUGUUUCAGAAGGUGAACUAAUUUUGCACAAAGUUACAGUUUAUCAAGAUCAUCUCCAGGCUCAAGUCAUUGCUGAUUAUUUGUGUAAGCUGAGCUCUUUGCCUCCAGAGCAGCAUUCUAUCUUGCUGGGCAGUACCAGGUUUGCUCUGCUCUGCCAGCUGAGUGUGAAGAAGAUAGAGCUCUUUGAUACCCAAGAUCUCAUCAAUAUUUUGAAAGCUUUUGUAAUUUUAGGAAUCCCUCAUUCCCAUCCAAUGCUAUAUGUAUAUGAGACCCAAUGUUGCCAUCAGGUAUGGAAUAUGAGUAUGGAUCAGCUGCUUUUGGUGGCUGAUCUCUGGAGGCACUUAGGCCGCAAAGUACCUCGGUUUUUAAAAAUUUUUUUAAGUUAUCUUAAUUUGCACUGGAAAGAUAUAUCCUUGUCCCAGCUAGUUCACUUAAUUUAUGUUAUAGGUGAAAAUCGUCAGGUAUCCCAGGACGUAAUGCAAAAAUUGGAAUCAUUGAUCUUUAAAUAUAUAGAUUUGCUCAAUUUAGAGGAGAUUGGUACCAUCUGUUUGGGGUUCUUUAAAUCGAGUACUAGUCUCUCUGAAUUUGUCAUGCGGAAAUUUGGAGACUUGGCUUGUGCUGACAUGCAGCAUUUGAGUAGUCACGCCUUAGUGAAUAUUCUUAAAAUGUUCCGUUUCACUCACGUGGAUCACAUCAAUUUCAUGAAGCAGUUUGGAGAGAUUGCUCCUCAGCGAAUUCCUUCCCUGGGAGUUCAGGGUGUCAUGCACCUGACUCUUGCCUGCUCGGCCUUACGCUUCCUGGAUGAAGGAGUACUGAAUGCAGUGGCUGCGUCUUUGCCUCCUAGGGUGGUACACUGUCGAAGUAAAGAUGUUGCCAAGAUACUGUGGUCAUUUGGAACUCUGAAUUAUAAGCCACCCAAUGCAGAAGAAUUUUACUCUAGCCUGAUAAAUGAGAUUCACAGAAAGAUGCCUGAAUUCAGCCAGUUCCCAGAACACCUGAUCACCUGCCUGCUGGGCCUGGCAUUUUCGGAGUACUUUCCAAUAGAGUUCAUUGAUUAUGCCCUCAGUCCAGGGUUUGUCAGGUUAUCUCAGGAAAGAACUAAGUUUGACCUCCUUAAGGAACUGUGUACUCUCGAUGGUACAGUAGGCAUUGAGUGUCCAGAUUACAGAGGCAAUCGUCUUAGUGCUCACCUUCAGCAAGAGGGGUCUGAAUUGCUGUGGAAUUUAGCAAGAAAGGAUAUGAAUUCAAAGCCUGAAUUCUUAGAAACUCUCUCUUUACUUGACACCAUGUUGGGGGGGCCCCAGUACCUCAAGCACCAUAUGAUUUUGCCUCAUACCCGAUCUUCUGACAUAGAGGUCCAGCUUGAUGUUAACCUGAAGCCAUUACCAUUUAAUAGAGAAGCCAUACCAGGUGAAAAUGUAACCAAAUUAAGGCUUAAGCAUGUGGCAGUCAGACUUACAGAUGAUUUGAUGAGUCAGUUACUAAAAGGGAAAGCAAGAGGACAUUUCCAGGGCAAAACUGAGUCGGAGCCUGGGCAGCAGCCCAUGGAGUUAGAGGAUAAGACAGCUGUACUUUUGGGGGGCUCCCUUUGUAAUGUAGCAGAUAAACCAGGGGCCAUGGAGAUUGCUGGCCUAUGCCCCCCAGCCUGCAUGCAAACCCCAAGAGUGAAGCUGGCUAUUCAGUUUACAAACAGGAAUCAAUACUCCUAUGGCUCCAGGAAUCUCCUUGGACUGCACAACAUGAAGAGGCGGCAGCUGGUUCGGCUUGGCUACCGUGUGGUAGAAUUAUCCUACUGGGAAUGGUUCCCAAUACUGAAACGAACUCGCUUAGAAAAGUUGGCAUUUCUCCAUGAAAAAGUAUUCACCUCUGCUCUCUGAAGGGCAUUUAGGGGCAUUUCUAUGGCAAAGCUGCAGGUGUACACUGUACCAGGUGUUGCACAAUGAUUAUAAAAGCCAGAAUGUAAGUUUGGCAAUAAAAUAGUCUAUUGAGAAGACUUAGCUGUGUCCAAGGCAGAUUAGAGCCAGUGUAUGUUGCUGUGAAUUGUAAUCUAGUUAGAUUAUACAAAUUGUUGCAAAUUUGUACAUGUUACUCUUAGUAAGUAAUAAACAUCUUAAUAUGUCCUAUGGUCAA